ACAGCAAGGAUGACACCCCGAACAGACUGAUACCCUUUCAUCUCCCAUCCUCCCAGCAUGAUGUCAAUAAGAGGCUGAUAGGAAACUCGGCCUUCUGCAAAGAAACACCUUCUCUUCGCUGCCCUAAAGAAGGCAGCUGAUCCCACGUGCCAGGAAGAUGGAGCCAAGCUUGCUGAUGUGGGGAAUCUCUACAUUCAUCACAGUAUCUGGCUACAUGACAGACCUUUGUGAUGAUAACCCGCCAAACCUCAAGCACGCCACAUACAAAGCUCUCGAAUACAAGACGGGCACAAUGUUAAACUGCGGAUGUGAGAGAGGCUUCCGCAGACUAAGAAACUUCAUGCGUUGUGCAGGAAACUCUAGCCACGCUUCCUGGGAAAACAAAUGCCAAUGCAUAAGUACAUCCUCCAGGAGCACAGAAGGACAAGUUACUCAUAAACCCAAAGAACAGAAGGAAAUGCAGAGCCAAACGCCGCCCAUGGACCAAGGUAACCUUCUAGGUCACUGCAGGGAGCCUCCUUCCUGGGAACAUGAAGAUUCAAAGAGAAUCUACCACUUUGUGGUGGGGCAGACGGUUCGCUACCAGUGCGCGCAGGGAUUCAGGGCCCUGCGGCGAGGUUCUGCCGAGAGCGUCUGCAAAACCAUCUCAGGGAAGACCCAGUGGACACAGCCCCAGGUCAAGUGCAUAAGUGAAAGGAAUAACGGUUGGUUUCCAGAGGACGAAGAAGAGCCUCAAGCAAGCACCCAUGCUCCUCCUGGGAGAGACACUUCCUGGCCCUUGGUAACAACAAGUGCUACAGAUUUCCACAAGCACACAGAAGUGGCUACCACCAUGGAGUCGUUCAUAUUCACAACCGAGUAUCAGAUAGCAGUGGCCGGCUGCAUUCUCCUGUUCAUCAGUGUCCUCCUUCUGAGCGGGCUCACCUGGCGGCGGAGAUGGAGGAAGCAUAGAAGAACAAUCUAGAAAACCAGGGGUGGUAAGAAGCCAAGAACAGCUCACAGAAGUCAUAAAGCACAAGCAAAAUCAAAGAAGUGGAACACUCACCCAAGAGCCAUCUCCCGUGAUCUCUUCAGUUUUGGAAAACUCUGAAGUCACAUGCUGACACACUGGGCAACUGCAACCUCAUGACAAAACCAGCUCGGUAGUAUCAAUGAGUGAACUCGACCUGCUUCUCAGCAGCAGUUCCAAGGUCACUGGAAGAACAGGAAAGAACCGCCAGAACUGUAGGUCUUACUUUCACGUCGACAUGGUCAUUCAAGCUUGAAUAGCAUGGGACUCUGUCCACACCAUAUAUGGUAUAAAGAACAGUGGCUUUGUGUUAAUUGCAUCCCAGCUUCCCAGUUUACAAGGAAAACCCUAGCAGGAAUGUAAAUAGACACACACACACACUCCUUACCCUAUGUAAUUGGACGCCAUCCUGUGACUGCCUGAGAUCCUUCCCCAGCUUCUGAUUGAUUCGGUUGAUUAGCCCAUUCUCCUGGCCACAUUCCUUAAUGAACGCCUGCUAAGAACUACGAAUCUUUUUGUCUUUAGCUCCGUCCUCUAAACUAGCCCCCUUUCACUGAACCUUCAAUCUGAACUUCUAAACAGAAGCCAUAGCAGAGUAAUCUUUGGGUAACACCGACAGAGGGCAGCCAAGCCUCUGGGGAUCACAGAGCUUCAGCGUUUAAAAGGAUUUUUACUAGAGGUAUGCUGGGAAAAGAAGGAUAAACUAAGUCCCAGGUAAUGAACUGUACACCUAGUAAAAAGCUCUACCUGUACAUUACUAACACGCCCCCUUACGAGUUAGUUUCUGCGGGAUUGCUAUACAUGAUGCUCUGAAUUUGGUCCGCACGGAUGUGAUGUUCACAGACACAUCACGUGUGGAUGCUUACAUUUCUGAAUCAGUGUUAUAAAAGCACUCAUAAGGGAUCAAUACAUUCAAUGUUUAUGGAUGGAAGGAAAGAAGAAGGAGGUAUGGCACAGGGAGGGAGCUCACACUGACAGAAGGUAACAUGGAAAAGGUCACCCCUUAGUAGCCCUCAAACUGUGAGCAACAUGGUUAGCAAAUCAGAAUCACCUGGAGGCCUGGUUAGGCCACGGGGGGCGGGGGGGUGGGUGGGGAAUCUCCAGGGUUUCUGAGUCAGCAGGUACCGGCCAGCCAAGGAUUUACCCGUGUAACAAGUUCCAGGUGAUGCUGCUGAGGGUGGUCUGGAGACCACACUUUGAGAACCACUGGGUUCUAGGUCUCCAUGCCCACCCACUCUCAAAAAUCACAUGAUUAAGGAGAUGAAUGCAAGGUUAACACCAGCCAGUUUUCAUUUCUGAAAGGCCAGAAGAGUAUUAUUUUAAAAAUGGGCAGGCAUCAUAGGUCCAUAUCCAGAUUAAAGAACCAUUUUCUGCCCUUUCUUUGACUAACCAAGUACAAUCCAGAUUCCAGUGUCCAUGUCCCCCACACCCCCAAGUACAUGUUUUCUGGGUUGAGAGGAAUCUCAGACCAGAAAAAAAAUUUUUUGUUUUUAGUCUUACUUAUCUUGAGUAAAAUUGAAUUGCAUUAUCAUGACUCAUUUUGGAGGGGGGGGAAGACCUAUGAGAUCAAAUGUUUUAAAUAAUAAUUAAGAUGUUAUUUACCUUUACAUGCUCAUUCUAAGUGUAUGGUGGAGUUUUCCAGAAACGACAUGAUAUGUGAUGAUGUCA
Zalophus californianus (California sea lion) is the source of this 2677-nucleotide messenger RNA. It is a transcript of the gene IL2RA, whose product is annotated as interleukin 2 receptor subunit alpha. The record is from RefSeq and is a predicted model, not a curated record. The coding region runs from base 158 to 964 and encodes 268 amino acids. The transcript has 8 exons. Lineage: Eukaryota; Metazoa; Chordata; Mammalia; Carnivora; Otariidae. Gene Ontology annotation, biological process: inflammatory response. Gene Ontology annotation, molecular function: interleukin-2 binding; interleukin-2 receptor activity.